Messenger RNA from Amoebophrya sp. A25, 354 nucleotides. The record is from the annotation of a GenBank genome assembly. Lineage: Eukaryota; Dinophyceae; Syndiniales; Amoebophryaceae.
CUUAGUUGUAGAUGGAGUAACAUUCACAUGACAUCAACAUGAUUAUUUGUAAUCACUCACCACCGAGCCGUAGCCGCAAGUAACAUAGGCUGCGCCUUUCUUGAUGAAAAACGAGGAAAGAUGGCAGAAUUCGUAAAAAUAGGCACUUCCCUGGCGAGCUCAACCUCAUCGGGAGACAGGCGGACGUGGAAGAGGAGCAAAAAUCCUAAACACAGCAUGGAUGCUGAACAAGAUCAUAGUUCAACAUUCCUAAUUUUUUGGCAACAUCCGCCAUCCGCAAUGAUCGGCGAUCAGGCGAGUGUGCUUGUACCGUCCAUGGCCUAUCAUGGAGCUUCUGCGACGCAAAUAUCUUCG